AUGGCGAUCGCGAACAGUGCGGAUGGAGACGCGUCGGUGGUGAAGGCGGAGACGCCGACGUGGAUGAUGGACGACGAUGACGGGCUGACGGAGGAGCAGCGACGGGUCAUCGCCGAGCGCGUGGCGGCGCUGCAGAACCGAUUUAAAAAGUUUGAGGAAAAGACGACCAAGGAGAAGGUGGAGGAACUCAUGGUGUCCAACGCCGAUCUCACGGAGCGUGAGGCCGAGAUGGUGCUCCGGGUGUGCAACGGGAACGAAUUUGAGGCGAACGAUAGGCUGAGCGAGGCGGAGGACGGGGAGGCGUUUUUAAUGUCGGUGCGCUUCAUGAUUCAGGAGGAAGACGCUCUGAAGCGACGAGCGCAGAGCUCCAAGGCUGCGCACGUGUCGAGCGAAAGGUUCAAACAGCGCAUGGAACGAUUGCGUAAGCGUCGAUCGUCGAUCGGCGGUGAAGAUGACAGCGACGGUGAAGCGCCAGAGCAAUUUUUCGAGACAGAGUACGUCUUGGAGGAACGUUUGGGUGUGCAGUUCGUUCGUCACUCGAAAAAGAACGUCAACGUGAAACGCCUGCGUCUCGAUGACGCUAUCGCGCAGGCGGAGGCGGCGGAAGACGCCAUCGCGCGAGCGGAAGUGGUGGAAGGCGCCGAGGCAGAGGUGGACCCGUACGAGGGUUGGUCCGAGGCUCGCAUCAAGGCCUGGAAGAAUCGCGAAAAGAACGAGAAUCAAUACUAUUACCGUUUUAAUGCCCCGGGCGAGGCGCAAUCUAACGGAAAGUGGUCAGAUGCCGAGCACGCGCAGUUCAUGGCUAUCAUCGCCUCGCUUCCGGAUGGCAAGGCCAACUAUGAGUGGGGUACAUUUUCUAAGAGCAUCCCGGGCCGCGUCGGUUACCAGUGCUCCAACUACUACAGGUCCCUCGUCAAAAAUGGAAUCAUUCAUGAUGAAAAUUACAUGAUCGACCCGGUGACCGGAGAUCUCCGCUUCAACUUCAAAACUAAGGGCUUCGAUCGCCCAGAGCGUGUGGAGGGCGAACCGCAUAUGGUGAUGGUGAAAAAGGUAAUCAAGGUGAAGAAGCCCAAGGCGCCGGCCAAGCCCAAGCCGAAAGCAAAGCCGAAGAAGAAGAGCGACGAUGACAAGGCCUUCCAGUGCAGCCUUAAACCCGACAGCGUGCGCCGAAGCGGUCGGUCGGCGAAGAAAACUUAUACGGAUGGCGGUAGUGACUUUGACGACGACGAGUUUGAGCAGCUCCCCGUGCUGCCAGGAUUCAUCGAUCCCAUCACUCGUCUUCCGAUCGAGGAGCCGACUAUUUCUCCUUACGGUCACGUGGCCGGUUACGAGACCUGGUGCACGAUCCUUCGUCGCGCUGAGGCUCCGGACGUAUGCCCGUUCACGAAGCAACCACUCAAGCGCCGCCAGCUCGUGAAACUCACGCACGAAAAUAUCGACGCGUACCGAGGCCUGAUCGUCGAGAAUCAGCAAAUGUAA
Ostreococcus tauri is the source of this 1479-nucleotide messenger RNA. RefSeq names its product Zinc finger, RING/FYVE/PHD-type. The coding region runs from base 1 to 1479 and encodes 492 amino acids. The transcript has a single exon. Lineage: Eukaryota; Viridiplantae; Chlorophyta; Mamiellophyceae; Mamiellales; Bathycoccaceae. The record is from RefSeq and is a predicted model, not a curated record.